AUGUUACACAUUCAAAACCAUCAUCAUCCUGUCGUCGUAGAGACCAUGGAUAUGAUGAAAAAUGAUAAAAUGAUGUUAGACGUGAAAGUUGAUCCAACUACUACCACUAUGACCACUACCAAAAAAACUGCCAUGCAACUACCAUUGAAAUCGAAUCCCAAUACAAACUGGAUGGACGUCAAAAAGAAAAUGGCCAUUGAAAAGCAACAGCGUCGUUCCUCAAGCCCACUCUCCAUGAUCAACCAAUCAAACGUAUCCAAUGCUUCAUUGCCUUCUUCAGCAACCACUUCACCACCCUCAACACCAUUGCCCUUUGCUGCAACAGCACGUAAUCAUUCAUUUUCAUCAAGCAGCAUCCAAUCUGUAUCGAGUGAUCAACUGCUGGAUCACUCCCAUCUCAAACCUGGCCAAAAUGCGAGUUUGUUGUCCUAUAGUAAAACCAUCAACAUGUAUAGAGAGAAUGCUAAAAAGACAAACAACAUGGAGAUUCAAUGCGACUUUGCCAUUUUUCUCGUAGAAGCAGCCAAGCGAUUGCAACAGAAGGAAGCUGAACAGCAGCAACAGCCCGAUGAACAACAGCAACAGCCCGAUGAACAACAGCAGCAACAUGCUUAUCUGAUGGAAGCUGAAAAACUACUUAAGCAAGUUGCAGUGCGUGGACACAGUGAAUCUCAAUACUACCUUGCGAAUAUGUAUGCAGCCGGCCUAUUGAAUAAAACUGGAAAACCUGAUUUUGACAAAUCGUUUCCUCUUUUUGUGCAAUCAGCAAAACACCAUCAUCCAGAUGCAGCCUACAGAACUGCAAAAUGUUAUGAAGAUGGUCUAGGCACUACCAAGAACAAGGGCAAAGCAGUGCAAUACUAUAGAAAAGCGGCAACUCUAAAUCAUCCAGGAGCAAUGUAUCGUCUCGGGUUGGCAGAAAUGAAAGGAGAGCUCGGCCUAUCAAGAAAUGUUCGAGAUGGUCAUAAAUGGCUCAAACGAUCAGCAGAAGCAGCAACAACACAAUACCCUCAUGCAUUGCAUGAACUUGCUCUUUUACACGAAAAAGGCGUUGAAUCUGUCAUUUUUGUUGAUCUCAAGUAUGCCGUCAGUCUCUACCACGAGGCUGCUAUUUUGGGCUAUGCACCUUCUGCACAUCGACUCGGUGAAUGCUACGAAUUUGGUAAGCUAGAGUGCACGCCAGAUGCUGCUCUCUCUAUACAGUAUUAUAGCAUCGCUGCUGAACAACAGCAUCCUGAGUCUUGCUUUGCUUUAACGGCUUGGUAUCUCGUUGGUGUUCCACAGAUUCUGGCGCCUUCAGAUGAGCAAGCCUACGCAUGGGCCAUGUGUGCUGCUCAAAGUGGAUUACCAAGAGCUGAGUAUGCCGUAGGUUACUUUUCUGAAAUGGGUAUUGGUACAGACAAAGAUGAGAACACUGCCAUGGAAUGGUAUCGCAAGGCAGCUGAACAUGGUGAAAAGAGAGCUAUACAGAGACUGCAACCCGCAAGCGUAAAUAUACCAAAGCAAAAGAACGCCAACAAACCGUUGCCCUCAGUCAACAUGAGCUUGCCAUCCACAACAUCUGCAGUAAAGCGACUGAGCUUUAUGAAUGCUGCUGCUUCUACAUCCACACUUGCCACCACCAAUUUAUCCAACACUGACAGUAACAGUAACAAUAGAAAGAGUUUCUUGUUCUUUUGGAAGAAACGAUCAUCUACUCAAAAGUAG
This is a messenger RNA of Mucor velutinosus, 1707 nucleotides long. RefSeq lists its product as uncharacterized. The record is from RefSeq and is a predicted model, not a curated record. Lineage: Eukaryota; Fungi; Mucoromycota; Mucoromycetes; Mucorales; Mucoraceae. Gene Ontology annotation, molecular function: protein binding. The transcript is spliced from 3 exons. Bases 1 to 1707 code for a protein of 568 amino acids.